Penicillium chermesinum is the source of this 1431-nucleotide messenger RNA. RefSeq lists its product as uncharacterized. The coding region runs from base 1 to 1431 and encodes 476 amino acids. NCBI's taxonomy places the organism in Eukaryota, Fungi, Ascomycota, Eurotiomycetes, Eurotiales, Aspergillaceae. The transcript is spliced from 4 exons. Gene Ontology annotation, cellular component: mitochondrion; cytoplasm. Gene Ontology annotation, molecular function: lipoic acid binding; acetyltransferase activity. The record is from RefSeq and is a predicted model, not a curated record.
AUGAGCUUCAUGCGUAGCGGGGGAACUGUUCCUCGGAUGAUGCGUCCCUACCGAGCCUCCAGUCUUCUCCGCAUUCGCAGCCCCAUUACUCCCGUCUCAAACCGAGGGUUCCAUGCAAUUUCGUCUCUCCUGGGUACAAAGUCGCAGAUUCUAAAAGAUGUCGGAGAAGGUAUCACCGAGGUUCAGAUUAUACAGUGGUACGUCGAGGAGGGAGCACACAUUGAGGAAUGGAAGCCAUUAUGCCAAUAUCAGUCAGAUAAAGCAGUUGAUGAUAUUACAUCUCGAUAUGAGGGAGUGAUCAAGAAACUACAUUUCGAAGCUGACGAUACUGUUCCCACCGGCCAAGCGCUUUGCGAGAUCGAAGUUGAGGACGGCAAAUAUCCUGACGAUCACGCUCCUUCGCCCCAAGCAGAGCCGGCGCAAACUGAGCCUGCUGCCGAGGCUGCAACUGUGGAAGCAAUCCAUGCAGCCGAGCAAGGAGAGACCACACACCAAGAAGCUCCUUCAGAAGUCCCGAAAUCAAAACAUGCAUCCCUCGCUACACCGGCUGUCAGGGGACUACUCAAGACUCACGACAUCGAUAUCCUCAGUAUCAAUGGAACCGGCAAAGAAGGGCGUGUGCUGAAAGAGGACGUCUUGAAAUAUGUGGAAGCAAGGAAAUCUUCCUCCGAAUCACCUUCCUCCACAACCUCAGUUGUAUCAAAAACUCCAGACACCCGACAGGCUGAGACUGAAGCCAAGCUCACUCCCAUCCAAUCCGCCAUGUUCAAAACCAUGACCAGGUCUCUACAAACACCACAUCUUCUUUAUGCCGACGAACUCAAAGUCAACGACAUUUCAUCCAUCCGCAAAAAGCUGCUCAGCGAUGCCCGGGACCCCAAGAAAAUUACAUUCUUGCCUUUCGUCGUGAAAGCCGUCUCACUCGCCCUUGACGAGUUCCCCAUUCUCAACGCCCGCGUCGAUACUAGCACCCCGGAUAAGCCCAAGCUAAUAAUGCGCGCUAAGCACAAUAUCGGCAUUGCUAUGGAUACACCGAGCGGGCUUGUCGUGCCGAACAUCAAAGACGUUGCUAGCCGAUCAAUCUUCGACAUUGCGGCUGAGAUCGCCCGCCUUAGUGCCCUAGGAAAGAGUGGCAAAUUGACACCGGCUGACCUGAGCGGAGGCACCAUCACCGUAUCAAAUAUCGGUAAUAUCGGUGGGACAUAUGUGGCACCAGUUAUUGUCCCCACAGAAGUGGCCAUUCUGGGCGUGGGCCGAACCAGGAUUGUUCCUGUCUUUGAUGAAGACGGGCAGGUUGCGAAGGGAGAGCUAGUCAAUUUCAGCUGGAGUGCGGAUCACAGGGUCAUUGAUGGGGCUACUAUGGCGCGCAUGGGUAAUCGGGUACGAGAGUUUAUUGAAUCGCCCGAGUUGAUGCUCCUGAACCUGAGAUAG